Molecule: messenger RNA, 387 nt
Organism: Quercus robur (English oak)
Lineage: Eukaryota; Viridiplantae; Streptophyta; Magnoliopsida; Fagales; Fagaceae
Product: heavy metal-associated isoprenylated plant protein 19
Exons: 3
Coding region: 1-387 (128 amino acids)
Molecular function (GO): metal ion binding
Source: RefSeq, a predicted model, not a curated record
AUGGGAAAGAAAAAGAAAAAAGACGAAGUACCCGAUAAGGUUGUUGUUGUCGAAUACAAAGUGUCAAUGUAUUGUAAUGCAUGUGAAAGAACCGUUGCCAAAGCCAUCUCCAAAUGUAAAGGGGUGGAGAAAUUUACGACAGACAUGAAGAAAAACAGGGUUGUGGUGACAGGUCGGAUUGAUCCACAAAAGAUUUUGAAGAAAUUAAAGAAGAAAACAGGGAAGAAAGUAGAGAUUAUAGUUAAGAAGGAAGAUGCAUCAAAAGAAUCUAAUGAGGGGGUUUCAAAACUUGAUUCUAACCCACCAAUUUUGUUUGAUUGUUGCAAAGAUGACGAAUGGUUAAUGAUGUUUAGCGAUGAGAACCCAAAUGCAUGUUCCAUCAUGUAG